Molecule: messenger RNA, 3354 nt
Organism: Tribolium madens (black flour beetle)
Lineage: Eukaryota; Metazoa; Arthropoda; Insecta; Coleoptera; Tenebrionidae
Gene: Mgat4a
Product: alpha-1,3-mannosyl-glycoprotein 4-beta-N-acetylglucosaminyltransferase B
Exons: 11
Coding region: 175-1842 (555 amino acids)
Biological process (GO): protein N-linked glycosylation
Cellular component (GO): endoplasmic reticulum; endoplasmic reticulum-Golgi intermediate compartment; Golgi stack
Molecular function (GO): acetylglucosaminyltransferase activity
Source: RefSeq, a predicted model, not a curated record
AUAAGUACGGUCUGCUAUGCCGUAGAAAUUUAGUCACUCACUGUAUAGUCGGUUGUCAACUCCUCCAAGUGCUAGGAGCCGGUAUUUCCAUUGCUUUUCUUCGCGCGAUCAAAACAAUUACUCCUGAGGGCUCCUCUGGUAAUGAGAGGGCCGCUGUGUGUGUGACAGUGGGACAUGGCAGUGGUUAACUUCGCCAUGUCCCCUCUACGACGUCGCAACUGCUUCUUGGUGCUCGCUUUUGUCGUCUUCAUACCCUUCUGCGCCUUCGUACUCUUCUCCGUACCAGACAUCACAUCGGAGCAAAUGUUGAUCCAGCGUCUGGCCGAGCUGCAAGUGAAGCUCCAAUACCUGGACUCGAUGUAUAGAGCCAGACAGGAGGAUCUCCAGCAGCUGACUCAGCACAUCGACCAGAUCGGUAUUCCCAACGACAACACGACCACUUUCAGCUUCCCAACGCCUGAACUUCGGCCUGAAAUCAAGCAGUUAAUCAAGAACAUGUCGGGAAUGCAUGCUGCAACAGGGCUGAAUCCGCCCAUUAUGCUGCGGUUGCCUUCUUCCUAUCACUUCCUUCCGCAUCUGCUUGACGAUCCGUCGAGUUUAAGAUUGGCCUAUUUGAUGUCCAAAGGCAGGAAUGGGGUGUCAGUAGUCAUGGGAGUGCCUACAGUGAGAAGGGAAAAGCAGAGCUAUCUGAUGGACACGUUGCAGAAUUUGAUUGAUGGGAUGAACAGCGCCGAGGCUAAUGAUUCUUUAAUCGUUGUUUUUGUUGCCGAGACUGAUUUAGAAUACGUUCUUCAAGUCGCUAAAGAAAUUGAAAUGAGGUUUCCAAUGCAGGUGGAUUCCGGUCUAAUCGAAGUGCUCUCGCCGUCUCCGGCCUACUACCCGAAUUUAGAUAAGUUGCGGAUCACGUUGGGGGAUCCCCCGGAACGAGUUAGGUGGAGAUCUAAGCAAAACUUGGAUUUCGCCUUCCUCAUGUCUUACUCGCAGCCUAAAGGAACGUUUUAUCUGCAACUAGAAGACGAUAUCCUCGCCAAACCCAAUUACGUUACCGAAAUGAAAAAAUUUGCCAUCGAAAAAAUCGCCAGAAAGGAACCGUGGUUCGUCUUGGAUUUUUGCCAGCUUGGUUUUAUUGGGAAGAUGUUCAAAAGUGCGGAACUUCCGUGGCUUAUCCAGUUUUUUCAGAUGUUCUACAACGAUAAACCAGUCGACUGGCUUUUGGAUCAUCUCAUUUUCACCAAGGUGUGCAACUGGGACAAGAACAGUAACUGUAAGCGGGAUAAGGCCAAAAUGUGGGUGCACUACAAACCCUCCCUCUUCCAACAUAUUGGAACACAUUCCUCCCUCAAGGGAAAAGUUCAGAAGCUUAAGGACAAACAGUUCGGUAAAGUGGCUCUUUUCUUUCCUCACAGCAACCCUGAUGCGGAAGUCAUCUCAGGAAUAAAGCAUUACAAACAGUACACGUUGGAGCGGGCGUAUUUAGGCGAAACGUUCUUCUGGGGACUCCUUCCGUCCCCGGGGGACCAACUCAUAUUUAAAUUCACCAGCCCAAUCUGGAUAAAAAGAUUCUUCUUCAGGAGCGGUAACGCGGAGCAUCCUUCUGAUAAGUUCUAUAAUACCACGGUGGAGGUGUUACCCGCUGAAGCGAAUCAAUACGGCAAUUCCUUGAACGUGACAAGUGAUGGCUAUAUUGUUGUAGGAAAAUUUGACAGCGUAGGUAUAGCCACUGGCGUUCCAGAUGAAAGCAUUGGAAAAAUACAAGCGCUGCGCCUUCAUGUACAUAGUGAAAGCGACAACUGGGCCAUUCUGAGUGAAAUCCACAUCCAGGACGAGUUGGCUACCAGGUGACCAGAAAUGGGCGGCCGGGCAGCUCUUUUUUACCCCCACAUUCGUCAUCGCUACAUGCUCGACCGCUCACCGUCGCACCCUCUGUGAUAUCCGAGUCGACAACCCCCAAACAUUCUCAAACCACGCGUGCAAUAUUUGCUUAUCGCAACCAUGGCAACACUAUCACAGCAAUUACCUACUCUUGAUUGUUUCGCAUUGUUCCCACCGUGACUUAACUAAAGCCCUAUUCAGCAGAUUAUAGGCUUACUACCCCCAGCUUUGAAGCCUCGCCUCUGACCACAUCUCGAUUGUUUCCUGUUUCCUGUGGCCUAAUUAAUUCUGAUUCGUCGACAAUCAAUCACUCAUUUUAGUUAUUGGCCUAAGUUUGAAUCUGCUGGAUACAAAGACGACCUUCCAGGCCGCAACGAAGCCAACUUAUGUACUCGUUUUAGAUCUGAUUUUUGCCAUCGAGGUUUAACUAGUCCAAGUUUGGAUUUUUGUAAAUAGAUAUUUUUUCAUGGUUUUUAAUGCUCAGUAUUUGUCUGUGUUGAAACACUUGCUUUCUGCAGAUAACACAAAGAGGAAAACUAAUUCCCUUUCUGUCAAUAAUUUUUUACCAGCGUACGUGUUUCAACUAAAAUCUCAGUUAAUUCCCUCAAAUAAACGUUCUCCACAUACGUGUAAACAAUGUUGAUGUCUGAUUAAAAAUAUCUAAAUGUUAAUAAUUGUAUUCAAGUGCGUGAUAUUAAUUUGACCAAAUUUUUGACUCCUAUUGGUUGCUAAUAAGUUGUAGCAUUAAGUCAGAGCCAGUCUCUUUGUAUAUUAGUUCCUUGUUGUGUGUUUUAGUUUGUUAUUUAUUUUAUGAACCGAUUAUAAUUAACGUACCUAUUGUUAUGUGUAAAUAAUAUUUUAGUUAUUUUGUUACAGUGUGAUUUUUUUAAAUAUUAUCUUGGGUUUGAUUUUAACACAUUUUAACAUUAAUUGUUGUUUAUGACAAAUAAAAUCCACUAAUAAACAAAAAACAUCAUUGUUAAAAAUGUUAAAUGUGAAAUUGAGACUGAUUGUAAAUCAAAUAUUUAAAUAUAAAUCCUAAGCAUACGCUAUGUUAUUACUUUUAUUUCUUAGGUUUAUUCAAACAGGGACCAUUUCAAUUUCAACAAUAUCAAAAUUAUGAUAAUACAAUUGUCAGCCAAAAUUAACCUAAUUUUUAUUGCAUCUAACAAUUUUAUUAUCAUGCGACAAUAUUUUCACUUGUGCUUAGUUGUGACUGAAUGAGCAAAAAAGGAAUUGUACUAACCAUCCAAACAUGUUUCAGUUUAAUUUUCUUGUAGUAAAAAUGUCGAAAAUUAGACUGGAAUUAAAUGAGCCAAAUUUUAGCACGUGUGUAUGCCUGCCAAUGUUUUUUAUUAUUAAGCCCACAAUUGUAUUAGACAGAAGUUAAUAGAAAAAAUCUCGAAAUACUUACUUUUUUACAUUAUGUUCUGACGCGUGUUAUAUUUUUGUCAAUCUUUUUUAAUUAAACUAUUAUACAAU